AUGGACAGCAAGCAUAUGCACGCGUGAGCCCAAAUGGCUCCUUAACUCGACCGACUCCGGCCUUUCGGUGCAGCAAUUGAAGCCCUGCGCGCAACACUUGGGUUUUCAAUCGGGGCCGCAGGCGACGUCGGAUUUGCGAGGUGCAUUAGAUUCACCCUUGCCGCGGCGAGCCCAAGUCAGCCGCGCCCACAUAUGCAUGGCAGUCCAUAUACAUAGGCCGGCACAAAGAUUCUCGAACAAGCUCGCAUUCUUGAUUUGACUCUCUCUUGCGCACACGUGACAUUGUUGAAAUUUAGGAAAGCUGCGCCAGGCGAAAAAGUUGAAGAUGCGCUUCAGACGCGCAACCUCGCACGACUCUUCUUGACGUGCAAAUGAGCCGUCCGGACAUACAAGACUCCCGCUGCUCACCAUUAACUGCCAAGCCACACAGCAGGCUUCUCACCCAUCGAUACACGAUCAUUGGCGCAGAGGCGCUCGAGCAAGCACCACUCUGUCUCUGUCAGCGCUCGCGCAUACACCCCUACCUUGCCUUUCCAUCGCCGCACCCCUUUCGACGUAGCCAGUACACUACGCCUUCCCAACCACGAUGGCGAAGUUGAAGAAGCGCGGACAGUCUGGCGCGGCCAAGAACUACGUCACCAGAAAUUCGGCCCUCAAGAAGCUUCAGGUGACCCUCGCAGAUUUCAGAAGACUGUGCAUCCUCAAGGGCAUUCAUCCACGGGUACCUCGACAUGCAAAGAGAGCAAACAAGGGUAAUGCCGCACCUGCCACGUUCUACUACGCCAAAGAUGUUGCAUACUUGGCUCACGAGCCCGUGCUUCAGACGCUGAGGGCACACAAAAGCUUUGCGAAGAAGCUGAGCAGAGCCAUUGGCAAGAGGGAAUGGCACAGCGCUCAAGGGCUGGCUGACAGGCGGCCUCUAGUCAAGCUCGAUCACAUCAUCAGGGAGAGGUAUCCCACCUUUGACGACAGUCUGAGAGAUUUGGACGAUGCGCUCAGCCUACUCUUCCUCUUCGCCAACCUGCCUGCUGGAGAUCGUUUGAAUCACCAGCUGGUGGAAAAGAGCGCGAGGAUCUGCGCGGAAUGGCAGGGCUACGUGGUGAGGGCGCAGGCGCUCAGAAAGGUGUUUUUUAGCAUCAAGGGCGUCUACUUUCAAGCCGAGGUACGGGGUCAGCAGAUCACCUGGCUUGUGCCUUACCUGUUCACGCAGCAUGUGAGCAUAUAUGCGCCUAGAGGGGUAGCGCGUGACCAGUACAUGUGGGCACAAGGACCGCCAGACUGCUGUCACUGACACUCAUGUUCUCACGCGUCCCUACAGAUCCCCUCCGACGUGGACUUCAGAGUUAUGGCGACGUUCCUCGAGCUGUAUCAGACGCUUCUAGGCUUUGUCAUGUUUAAGCUCUACACAGACCUUGGUCUCGUGUACCCCCCCAAGCUCGAGUCAAGCGCUGAGGAAGCAGGUGCUGGACCCCUUGGAGUUUUACGUCUCGUAGAAAGCAGCAGUGCUGUACUCACUCCUGGCCAAGGAGCUCGUAGCUCCAAAGGCGCCACCGACACUGAUACUGCUGGCCGAAAAGUGACAUCAAAGGAUGUGAAACAGGCCAUCAAAGCGGUCGCCCAGGAGGGCUUCGCUGCGAAUGGUGCUGCUGAUGACACGCCACUCGAAGCCCAAGCAGAUCGCCCUGCUUCGAGCGAGGAGAUUGUCGCAGAUGAUUUUGUAGAAAAGCCGUCGGCUGAUGGGACAACGUCUGGCCUGGUUUCUUACGCUUCUAUCGACGCCUCUUCCGCCAGCAACUCCCGCACGCACCUCUUUGCGCCCUACUACUUCUACAUCUCACGAGAGUGUCCGAAAGCGGUCAUUGAGUUCGUGUUGCGCUCAUUUGGGACUGCGCCGAGUCACCUUGGGUGGGACGAAGUAUCAGGCCCAGGAUCGAGCUUCUCUUCGGACGAUGACAGAAUCACUCACUACAUCGUAGACAGGCCCGUCACUUCCUCCACAAGCCAGACGCAAGCUCGAAUGGCCAAAGUACAACCUCAAUGGAUCGUCGACUCUGCUAACGCGGGCAGGAUCUUGCCUACCCAGCCUUAUGCGCCUGGAGCUUCUUUGCCGCCGCACCUCAGCCCCUUUGUGGACGAUGCGGAGGUCAAGGCUCAAGGCGGCUAUGUUCCUCGUGAGGCGGGCUUGGAUGAGAUCGCACCGGCUGAAAAUGUAGAGGCGGCACAGGAAGCAGCUGAACAGGAGGCUGAGGAAGAUUCGUCCGAUGAGGACGACAUCGGAGGGGAAGCGGACGAGGCUGACGACGCGGUCGCAGGAGAUGAAGAGAUGCAGCACGAAGACUCAGCAGCUGCCAAAGAUAAGAGGCCAGCAUUGGCUGCGCUGCUCGUCACUCCGACCGACGAAGGCCUCUUAGCAGAAGCCGAGCUGGAAGCCGAGGCUGCGGGCGGUGAUGCCGCGCUCGAAGAGCUGCAAAGUGCACACGCCGACGCUCUCAGAGCAGCCAAGAAGGCGGCCCGAGGCGACAAGGUCAAGCCAGCAGGCAAAGCGUCGGGCAGGAGCGCAGAGACGGAAGAGACAGAAGAAGCGAGGAAAAUGUCCAAGAUGCUCAUGUCGAACAGACAGCGCAAGCUAUACGAGAAGUUGUCAUAUACUCAGGGUGUCAAGGGUGAAGAGGCGAGAAAGUUGGAAGAAAAGAGGAAGGCGUUGGACAAGGCUGCUAAGAAAUCUGCGAGGAAAGGAGAAUCGGACGACUCGAAGAGGAGCUCUAGCACCCAGAAAAAGGUCAAGUGGGCCGGAGCUGGUGCAUCUUGA
This is a messenger RNA of Ceraceosorus bombacis, 2809 nucleotides long. NCBI's taxonomy places the organism in Eukaryota, Fungi, Basidiomycota, Exobasidiomycetes, Ceraceosorales, Ceraceosoraceae. The record is from the annotation of a GenBank genome assembly.